AUGCAGAAGGAAGCUCUUAGCGCAGGAUUUUCACUCACACUUACACAUGAGGGAAAAGAAGAAGCUGCAGCUCUGAGGGUGCCCCAAGAGCCCCCUGACCUCUACCCCCAUCAGUGGGAAUGCUCAGGAGAGCAAGACAGCAGCUUGCAGAUGCGCACGCCUCAUCUUGUGGCCUCACGGGGGACUUUGGAGGCAUUUCUAGCUGCAGGGGGUAAUGACUGGGGGAAGAAAACUGAAGUGAUGGCUUCAGAAGUGGCACGGAAAGAACGCCAGUUCAGAAUGAAGAAGCAGAGCAAAUCUUGUGUCCGUAAGGAUGAAAAAAAGAUAAACGAGAGAGCAGAAGCAAACAAUGUAGGGUGUAAGGAAAACCGGAAAGGAGAGCCCAAGAAAACAGUUCGAGGCAACGCCCAAGACGUCACUGGCCAAGAGGAAGUGCAGGAGGAGGAGGCCGACGGAGGAAGUGGCAGCAGCAGCUGGUGCACAGCUUGGGUCCAGUGUUCUCACCCAAACUGCGAGAAGUGGCGGAAGCUCAGCCGUGACGUGGACCCAUCAGCCCUGCCAGAGGACUGGACAUGUAGCCAGAACCCGGAUCUUCAGUACAGCAGCUGCAGCGUUCCUGAGGAGACAUGGUCGGGCUCUGAAAAUGAAGUGGUCUAUGCCAUUUAUUUUCCAGGAUCAAUUGUAUGGGCCAAGCAAUAUGGAUACGCCUGGUGGCCAGGGAUCAUAGAAGCUGACCCUGACAUUGAAGAGUACUUCCUGUUUUCUUCCCAGGCGGACUCGCUUCCUUCCAAGUACCACGUGACCUUCUUCGGUAACUCCGUGACCCGCGCUUGGAUCUCUGCCUCCCUGCUGAAGAACUUUGGUGAACCACCUAAGGAGGGAAAUGCCUUGGCCAAGCUCAGGAACAAAUGUGAAAAGGAGAAUCUCAAAGCUGCUCUGGAGAUGGCAAAGGAAGCAGAACAAAUAGGCAUUCAGGAGAGAAUAAGGAGGUUCGGGUUCCACAGCCGAUUCAAAGACAAAGAAUCUCCCAAAGACUACAAAACCCUGAAAGAUCGUAAUAACGUGACCUCCAGGCCUUGGGCCAAAAGGACUCAAGAAACAAAGGGUGGGGAAAAGAACGCUGCAGCCUCAAGCAAGCAUCAAGAAAAGCUUCUUCAUGAAAUAUCAGUAGUGAAACCCAGUGCAAAUAUCAAGAAGACGCUCAACAUGAAAGGUUUUAAGAAAUCAUCCUCUGCGCCACAGCGUAAGACUACCCAAACCAGACUCCUCAGUUCUUGCCCAGACAACAGCACUGCAGACUUAGCACUCUCUCGUUAUCCAAGCAAGAAAGACAGCUUGCACAAGUCUGAAGGCUCCCCCGGGGCCCAGAGGAAGUGGAUGCCAAGGAGAGGUGCCGUUGGGGAGCCGAGAGAAACCCUGGGAUUGGGGAGGGGCGAAGAGGAAGCCCUCAGCAGCUUGGAAGUGGCCGUUUCUGCUGAGGAGGAGGGUUGUUCUUCUGAAGACUUCUGUUUGACUUUCUUUCAAGACUAGCCUGACAAGAAAAAGCACGUGCACAGA
This is a messenger RNA of Candoia aspera, 1557 nucleotides long. It is a transcript of the gene ZCWPW1, whose product is annotated as zinc finger CW-type and PWWP domain containing 1. Gene Ontology annotation, cellular component: nucleus. Bases 1 to 1530 code for a protein of 509 amino acids. Gene Ontology annotation, molecular function: zinc ion binding. The record is from RefSeq and is a predicted model, not a curated record. Lineage: Eukaryota; Metazoa; Chordata; Lepidosauria; Squamata; Candoiidae. The transcript is spliced from 12 exons.